AUGACAAUGAAUCGUGAUACACUUCUUCGAAUAAUUAUUUGUAUACAUUUUACUUUUAUAAGCAUGGUACUAAUGGCUGAUUGGUUACCUAAAUCAUAUCUUCUCAAUCAAGUUACUAUUUUAGCACUUGGUUUUUGGGCUAUAGUACAUCGUGAAAAUGUUAUUCAAGUUGAACUUUUAAUGUUAAUUGAAAUUUUUUCAAUUGUAUUAGAUUCAAUUGGUAUUGGAAUGUAUUUUCAAAUUGGAAAACAAACUUAUAGUACUGGCAGUAGUAUUGCAUAUUUUGUUAUUAGUGCUCUUUUUGCUAUAGUUCAUUUAUUAAUUAAACCAAUUAUACUUGUAUUAUUAAAUAAAGUUCGUCAAGAUCGUCUUAGUGAAUCUACAUUUGGUAUAUGGACACCUACACCAGGAUAUACACCAGUCGAUGGACGAUAA
This is a messenger RNA of Rotaria sp. Silwood1, 435 nucleotides long. Lineage: Eukaryota; Metazoa; Rotifera; Eurotatoria; Philodinida; Philodinidae. The record is from the annotation of a GenBank genome assembly.